This is a messenger RNA of Nicotiana tabacum (common tobacco), 1664 nucleotides long. The record is from RefSeq and is a predicted model, not a curated record. Lineage: Eukaryota; Viridiplantae; Streptophyta; Magnoliopsida; Solanales; Solanaceae.
CAACCCCUACCGCCAUCCCUUUCUCUUAUUGCCCGUUUGGGGAAAACGUAACUGUAAAGGACCUCAACGUCGGUUGGCGAACUUCCACCAAGAGGGGUGCACUCUGCGCACCUUUAAUUUCUCUCUCUAAAACCCUAACUAACCACAUUUUCCUCUCUAACUCUCUAACACCGCAAUGCCAAUGCGAAGAGGGCUCUGCCUGAACCUUCUCCUCCUCCUGUCCUCCUUCUCCUUUUCUUCUGCUGAUCCGAUACCUGGUGGAGAUUCAGAAAAUGGCGUCGUCGUCGUCGGUGUCAAUGCUACUGCUGAAUUGAAUGCCUCUGCCGUUGCGAGAUCUGAGGAAGGUAGUUUCGCCAACAUGAUUGAUCGAGCUCUGGAAAAAGAGUUCAAUGAGACCGAAGAGCAGCCCGGUGCAAUAGAUCACGGGAGCUUCAACAAUAGUGUCUCGGAGCAGGAGGCAGUUCUGGAAACCGUUGCUAGGGUUGGUAGGGUCAAGUUUAAGAAGAACGAGACAAAUGAGGAAAAGUCAUUCCAGUUGCAGAGUGUUUUCAACCUGGAUAAUGACAAUGGAGCAGAAGAUACGCCUACAUUGAUAGAUCGAAAGGAUAAUGUUUUUAUCAUGUCUAAUCCGAAGUCAAAGUUUCCAGUGCUGCAGCUAGAUUUAAGAUUGAUAUCUGAUCUGGUUGUUGUCAUUGUUUCUGCAACUUGUGGUGGCAUUGCCUUCGCGUGUGCUGGACAACCGGUUGUCACUGGAUAUUUGCUGGCAGGAUCAAUUAUUGGACCUGGUGGUUUUAACAUUAUCAGUGAAAUGGUGCAGGUUGAAACAGUUGCUCAAUUUGGUGUUAUCUUUCUUCUUUUUGCGUUGGGCUUAGAAUUUUCCACUGCAAAGCUUCGCAUUGUUCGUGCUGUUGCAGUGUUAGGAGGGUCACUUCAGAUAAUUCUCUUCAUGUGUUUGUGUGGAAUAACAGCCUCGUUAUGCGGUGGGAAAGCAUCUGAGGGUGUUUUUGUGGGUGUCUUCUUGUCAAUGUCUUCAACAGCAGUGGUGUUGAAAUUUUUGAUGGAAAGAAAUAGUGUUAACACUCUCUAUGGGCAAGUCACAGUUGGAACCCUUAUUCUGCAGGAUUGUACAGUCGGUUUGCUAUUUGCACUGCUUCCUAUUCUGGGUGGUACUUCUGGUGUUUUUCAAGGAAUGGCUUCCAUGGCAAAAGUGUUGGUGAUUUUGUUGAUGUUCUUGACCAUUUUGUCGAUCCUAUGCCGCAGUUGCGUUCCUUGGUUUCUUAGAUUGAUGAUAGGCCUAUCAUCACAGACUAAUGAAUUGUACCAACUUGCAUCCGUGGCUUUCUGCUUGCUUGUUGCUGGGUGUAGUGAUAAGCUGGGUUUAAGUCUUGAACUGGGUUCUUUUGCUGCUGGAGUGAUGAUAUCAACUACUGAUCUGGCUCAGCAUACUCUUGAACAGGAUCUUACUCUUUUUCAGUUUGAGUCUGCACCCUUCCUUCAGUUGCUUGCUCUAGGAUCAGAAGUUCUUCCAAUGCUUUAUUUGUUCUGGUGCUGAUUUUGCCAAAGACUUCCCUGUUCCAUAUGACUAGGUCUCUUUUCAAGAAUUUCAGCUUUUGAGAAAGAAUAAAAUCAGGAGAACCAUUUAUCACAUAGCCGUGCCACCAUUG